This is a messenger RNA of Anneissia japonica, 3525 nucleotides long. Its product is annotated as probable arginine--tRNA ligase, mitochondrial. Gene Ontology annotation, cellular component: mitochondrion; cytoplasm. The record is from RefSeq and is a predicted model, not a curated record. Bases 82 to 1824 code for a protein of 580 amino acids. NCBI's taxonomy places the organism in Eukaryota, Metazoa, Echinodermata, Crinoidea, Comatulida, Comatulidae. Gene Ontology annotation, biological process: mitochondrial translation; arginyl-tRNA aminoacylation. Gene Ontology annotation, molecular function: ATP binding; arginine-tRNA ligase activity. The transcript is spliced from 14 exons.
GCAAUGUUUGCAAGAAAUUAUGUUUUCGGAGUUGUGCACCGGUAAUACCGGGCUUAAAUUGAAACAAAAAGGCAGUGCAGCAUGGCAGUCAGUAGAUUAAGAGCAAUAGUAGCAAAGCAGGUCUCUGUGGCAAUAGGUUUAAGAGAAGAGCAAGUUCUACCACUUAUCUAUUUACCUCCUGUGUCCAAGAAAAGAUGUGGUGGUGAAUUAAGUUUACCUAUUAAAUCACUGAACCAUCUUCAAAAUCCUGGGAAGAAGCUGUCCAAAACUGAACUCAAAACCUAUGCAAGCGCUGUAGCUAAUAAGAUCACAUGCUCGAAACAUAUAGAAAACAUUGAUGUAGAUACAGCUCAGAUUCACUUUAAGAUUAAUUCAUCAGAAUUUGUCCAGUGUGUCCUUGGUGAUAUCAACUCGUUGGGGACACUGUAUGGAAUUCCAAGAUGUAAUGCACCAAAGAAAGAGGUGGUUAUUGAGUACAGUUCACCAAACAUUGCAAAGCCUUUUCAUGCAGGUCAUCUGAGGUCAACAGUCAUAGGUCACUUUUUAAGAAAUUUACACUCAUUAUUAGGACAUCAUGUGACUAGCAUAAAUUAUCUUGGCGACUGGGGAGUACAAUUUGGUAUUUUAGCAGCAGGACUGAAGAGUUUAAAUAAAAGCUCAUCUAGCUUAUCAACAAGGGAACUCUUUGAUGUAUAUGUAAAAGCUAACCAAGAGGCAGAACUCAACUCGGAGUUCAAAACACAAGCAAGAGAGAUCUUCAAAGACAUGGAAGAUGGAGAUGAUAGCAUCUUACACACUUGGCAAAAGAUUCGUGACCAGAGCAUAAAUGAAUACUCUCAUACAUAUAAGCGUUUGGGAAUUCAUUUUGAUGAAUAUUCCGGAGAAUCUAUGUAUACACGAUCAGCUCAAGAACUUAUUAAUCACCUACACCAGGAAAAGAUUCUUCAAAAAGCCGUCAAUGGAACAGACAUAAUUGACCUUUCACCCAAUAGCACCGUGACAAAUUAUGCCACCCUUACAAGGAGUGAUGGAACAUCGAUGUACAUCACGCGUGACCUUGCUGCUGCAAUUGAUCGAUUCAAGCGUUACCAGUUUGAUAAUAUGUAUUAUGUUGUUGACAAAAGUCAGACUGAUCACUUUUCAAAGUUGUUCCAGACAAUUAGUAAAAUUGGAUAUGAUUGGUCAAAUAGGUGCAAACAUGUUUCGUUUGGACGAGUUCUUGGUAUGAGCACCCGUAAAGGCAAUGUGGUUUUCUUAGAGGAUAUCAUAGAAGAGGCUAAAGCCAAGAUGCUGGAAAAUAUGAGAGCAUCAAAAACAACAAAGAGUUUUGAUAGUAUAGAUGAAGAAGAAAAUGUUGCUGAAACCCUAGGCCUGUCUGCAAUUAUUGUCCAGGAUUUGAAGGCUAGACUCUCAUCAGAUUACACUUUCGAAUGGGACAGGGCCUUUCAAAGCCAGGGUGAUACUGGAGUUUUCCUGCAGUACACCCAUGCAAGACUCAGUAGUAUACACAGAUUGAGUGGUGUCUCAUUGAAUCCAGAAGCUGAUACCAAUCUUCUCCUGGAGGAAGAGGCUAUUAAACUUGUACAUCAUCUUGCUUUGUUUGAGGGUGCUAUUCACACUGCAUACACUGAACUAGAACCAAGGCAUAUAGUUCAUUACUUAUUCAAGCUCUGUCACUUGAUUUCAGCAGCCAACAGAGCGUUACAGGUCAAAGGUGCUCCUAGGGAAAUCUCUGAGGCUAGACUUCUUUUAUUGAAUUACUCUCAGCAAUGUCUUUGUCGUGCUAUGGAAAUUCUUGGCUUACGACCUCUUUACCGGAUGUAGAUUACGCUUGAAGAUAAAGAUAGAAUAACUCAUAACUUGCAGACUAGCUGUGCUGAAUUGCAUGUGCGUGUGGUCCGUGACCACUUUAGCAGCCGUAUACAGGCACUUAGUUCACAUCAUUUCACGAUGACAGGGGCUGAAGUGAACCAUAGCAUCGCAGGAUUCCUUUACUGUUCCCUUUUCAGUACUUUUCUGAGAAGACUUGGUUCUACCAGCCUAGCUCUAGACAAGGAGAGGUUCGUACCAACGCCAAUAAUAUUGGCUGUAGCUGGCGGUGCCCCUGCCUUAUCGCUCUGCCAUUCGACUCGCCAUGAUUAAAUGGAAUCCAAGUAAACGUCUUGAUGAAUAAAGCCUUCGUCUAUUAAGACCAUUUCUGCAGAUGUUGUAGACUAAAACUUCAUCUGAUGCAGUGACGAUCUUAUGUCUUAGUUCUAACCACUUCAGUAGAGGUACAGUAGGCAUCUUUUGAAGAGGUUUGUUUCACUAGUUAAUGCCUUGAUCUAGAUCUAAUCAAAUCACCAUUAUGUCAAGAAUUUCAGAUUUUUGAAAAAGUUGUCACUCUCUAGUGAAACAACAUAUUCCUUAUAUUGGUUUAUAUAUUUUACCAAUUAGUAAUCAAUAAUAGAUUAUUGUGUUAUCUUAUGUUUUAAAAUAAAAGAUGACCUUUAACUGCAUUUAAGGUAAAAACGAAUUGAAGAAAUUUGUUGCCGUUUUAUACAUUAAUGUUCUAAUUUUAAUCCAACAACAAUUUACACUGAUCAAUUUUUUAUUUUAAAAAAUAUGAAAUCUUGUACAAGGAUAUUGACGAUAUGCUGACAAAGAAAAAUCUACAAGGCUGCAAUCACUUUUUUUUUUUUGGUCAUGAAAAAUCUCAACCACAUUUUUUAGGCAUGUAAAAUGGAUAAUAAAGUUAACAAUAUCAAUAGUUUUAAAUCAUUAUAAUUUCCAAUGACAGCGGCUCCCCGUCCCCUUUUGGAACGCAAGAAGAAAAGAAAAAAGAAAGAUAGAAAAAGAAAUAUUGAUCGCCCAAAACGUCUCUGAGUUUAUUUUCUGGCAUCCAGAAAACAACAAUUUUGCAGGAGCAUUCCCCGGACCAUGUAGUGUAGUGGAUUUUCCCCACUUUCGGCACCCCCUUACGGACAUCUCUGGAUCCUCCCUGUACAGUUCUAUACUCGUUCAUCCAUUAUAAAGUUGAAAUCGUUCUAAAUAAUGGACUGUGUUUACAUGUAUUAUUCAUGUACAGUAUUAUUAGAGACCAAAGCUGCUACAGACCCUGGAAACCCCGGUCCCUAAAGUGGUCUUUAAUUGGAGGGAGAUCUGUAUAUUUCUCUGUGUGUGACUAUUAUUGGGUCCUUGGCAAUGCCAACUCGUUGGGAAAAUGUAUAGGAUUUUAAGAUGCAGUUUACUGAAGUAUGAGGUGGUUAUUGAAUACAGAUAGAAUUAUAUUGAUUUUGACAAUAACGUGUUGCGUAAUUGACUUCUUCAGAAAACAAGACAAUGUAUCAAGUUAAUAUGUAGAACAAAUCUAUAAUUUAAAUUUAUCAGACAGUGUUUAUCGACUACCUGCCAAUGUGGUGAAGCGUGUGGGGUUUUUAAAACCACACUUCUAUGCUAUAUUUUUCUUCGUUGCUGAAUCUUGAAGCUAAAGCAUUUCAACUCUUUACAGCAUCUAUUUACCUUAUAUUUUUGACCUUGUAUAAA